Molecule: messenger RNA, 1478 nt
Organism: Schistocerca americana (American grasshopper)
Lineage: Eukaryota; Metazoa; Arthropoda; Insecta; Orthoptera; Acrididae
Product: glutathione S-transferase D7-like
Exons: 6
Coding region: 171-857 (228 amino acids)
Biological process (GO): glutathione metabolic process
Molecular function (GO): glutathione transferase activity
Source: RefSeq, a predicted model, not a curated record
CUGACAACGCAGAAGGUACGGCCCACCGCCCGGGGCGCGGGAAGCCGUAGCCGACAGUCCAGCAUCGGUCGCCUCAGCCGUAGGUCACGCUGGGGCUGUGUGUGGACAAGGUGGAGGCGCUUCCCGACUACAGGGAGGCGACGAAGCAGCCCCCGGCGACGGCGAAGACGAUGGCGCCACAGGCACCCCCACUGCUGUACUACAUGGCGGCCAGCCCGCCGUGCCGCUCGGUGUUGCUUCUGGCGCGCGCCCUUGGGCUGCGUAUCGUACUGCGCGAGCUCAACGUACUGGCUGGCGAGCAACUCGACGCCGCCUUCAUCAAGUUAAAUCCGCAGCACACCGUUCCAACAUUAGAUGACAAUGGUUUCAUUUUGUGGGAAAGCGGCGCCAUACUGUGCUACCUGGCUGACCAGUAUGCGAAAGAUGACUCUCUCUACCCAAGGGACCCGAAGCGCAGAGCCGUUGUCGACCAGCUGCUCUACUUUGACAGCGCAACUCUGCAGCAGCGUAUUAACCAGUAUUUCCGACCAGUAGCUUUCGGUGGGGCCAAUCCUGACCCGUCAAACCUGCAGAAGGUGGAAGAGGCGCUGGGCUACCUGGACAAGUUCAUCGAGGGCCGCGCAUGGGCGGCUGGCGACUACUGCACGCUGGCUGACUUCUCGCUCGCAGUCAGCGUUAGUAAUGUAGAGGCGUUUGGCGUGAACAUCAACAAGUACCCGCAGAUCAGGAAGUGGUACACGAGAUCAAAGCAGGAGAUGCUCGGCUUCGAAGAGCUGAACCAGGCCGGCGCCAAUAUGCUGGCCAGCAUACUCAAGCAGAAGGCGCAAGAGAACGAGGGAAACAAGGAGCACACUUGAAGCACUUCCGUGUGACGUCACGUCACGUCACGUCACGUCUCUGUAGCUGCACGUCACCUUCCAGUCACAGGGCAACUCAGCAAAAGGCAGCCACUCUUAGCUCCUGUACGGACAAAUACCUUUGUCUGUAUAUACUCAGAUAAAUAUCCAAACCACUAUCUUCACUCUCUUUCCUAAGAUUGACGUCAAUAUACCACAUCUGCUGAACGAUUCUGGAAUAGUUGAUCAGGACGAAGAUACAAUAAUAAUUUUUUCAGAAUGGCUAACAUUUUCCUGAACUGCGUCUCCUGUCUGUCUUUAUUAGUGUUAGUGUAUGGCUGUGAAACACUGUAGUGUUUACUUUAUUUGUUUACACGUAGAACAUGUCAUAUUAACUAUGAAAGUUGUGAUGUGUGUAACACUUAUAAAUUGUUCCUGACGUUUCCGUUUGUUAAAAUCGUAGCAUGUAAAUCCAACUACAACGUUUCUUAUCAUGGAUGCGAAGCCAGAUAUAACGUGACGUUACUUUAUUAAACUGUACACACAUUUUCAAACUUCAAAUUUUAAUUGCUUAUUUGUGUAACUGAUUUGCAACUCUCUUCUUAUGAGGUUGUCUAUUGCUAUAAAAUGUUACUGAAAUUA